Messenger RNA from Rhinopithecus roxellana (golden snub-nosed monkey), 3331 nucleotides. It is a transcript of the gene CFAP58, whose product is annotated as cilia and flagella associated protein 58. The transcript is spliced from 18 exons. Bases 135 to 2753 code for a protein of 872 amino acids. Gene Ontology annotation, cellular component: cytoskeleton. The record is from RefSeq and is a predicted model, not a curated record. Lineage: Eukaryota; Metazoa; Chordata; Mammalia; Primates; Cercopithecidae.
GCGCCGAGCGCGGGUUUCCGCUCGGGGCGGGCGAUAGAGACAGCGCGUCGCGCCUUUAGCAUCUUUCCCAGACUCCUGCCCAGCUCCUGCGAUCUCCACAGCAGCCUCUGAGGCCGCCCCCAGAGAGCAUCAGGAUGGCUGAGGAAAAGGGCGAAAAACAAGUCCUGGAAGAAUCUGCAUUUGAAGAAAUGGAAAGAGAUUUUCAGGGAGUUCUUCAUGAACUUUCAGGAGACAAAAGUCUGGACAAAUUUCGGAUUGAAUAUGAGAGGCUUCAUGCUGUCAUGAAAAAGUCUUAUGACAAUGAAAAGCGUCUGAUGGCCAAAUGCAGAGAGCUAAAUGCAGAGAUUGUAGUGAAUUCCGCAAAGGUCGCCACUGCCCUUAAGCUCUCUCAGGAUGAUCAGACCACCAUUGCAUCCCUAAAGAAGGAAAUUGAAAAGGCCUGGAAGAUGGUGGACUCAGCCUAUGACAAAGAGCAGAAGGCCAAGGAGACGAUUCUUGCUCUGAAAGAGGAAAUAGUGAACCUGACCAAACUAGUUGAGCAAGGGUCUGGACUGUCAAUGGACCAGGAUAGCAACAUCAGAGAUUUACUGAAGUUCAAAGAAGAAGUGACAAAGGAGAGAGACCAGCUCUUAUCAGAAGUGGUAAAAUUACGAGAAUCGCUAGCUCAGACCACUGAACAGCAGCAGGAAACAGAGCGAUCCAAAGAGGAGGCUGAACACACCAUCAGUCAGUUCCAACAAGAAAUCCAGCAACGUCAGAAUGAAGCUUCCCGGGAGUUCCGGAAGAAGGAAAAACUAGAGAAAGAGCUCAAGCAGAUUCAGACAGACAUGGACAGCAGGCAGACAGAAAUAAAAGCCUUGCAGCAGUAUGUGCAGAAGAGCAAGGAGGAGCUUCAGAAGCUGGAGCAGCAGCUGAAGGAGCAGAAGAUAUUGAAUGAGAGAGCUGCAAAGGAACUCGAGCAAUUUCAGAUGAGAAAUGCUAAACUUCAGCAAGAGAAUGAGCAGCACAGUUUGGUUUGUGAGCAGCUAUCCCAGGAAAACCAACAGAAGGCGUUGGAGCUCAAAGCCAAAGAGGAAGAAGUCCACCAAAUGCGCCUUGACAUCGGGAAGCUCAACAAAAUCAGAGAACAAAUCCAUAAGAAACUGCACCACAUUGAAGAUCAAAAGGCAGAAGUCGAACAGCACAAAGAAACCCUAAAAAAUCAGAUCGUGGGAUUAGAGAGAGAGGUGGAGGCUUCAAAGAAACAAGCAGAACUUGAUAGAAAGGCAAUGGACGAGCUUCUGAGAGAAAGGGACAUACUAAAUAAGAACAUGCUUAAGGCAGUCAAUGCGACCCAGAAGCAGACUGACUUGGUAAAGCUCCAUGAACAAGCCAAGAGGAACCUGGAGGAAGAAAUCCAGAACUACAAGGAUGAGGCUCAGAAGCAGAGAAAGAUCAUCUUUCAUCUGGAAAAGGAGCGUGACCGGUACAUCAACCAAGCCAGUGACCUUACGCAAAAGGUCCUUAUGAACAUGGAAGACAUAAAAGUUCGUGAAACGCAGAUUUUUGACUACAGGAAAAAAAUAGCUGAAUCAGAGAUUAAAUUAAAACAGCAACAGAACCUGUAUGAAGCUGUGAGAUCAGACAGGAAUCUGUACAGCAAAAAUCUGGUUGAGGCUCAGGAUGAAAUAACAGAAAUGAAGAGAAAGUUAAAGAUUAUGACUCAUCAGGUAGAUCAGCUGAAAGAAGAAAUCUCUGUCAAAGAGUCUGCACUUGUGAAGCUGCACCUGGAACAGCAGCGAAUAGAAAAGGAAAAGGAAACAUUGAAGGCUGAGCUGCAAAAGCUGAGACAACAAGCCCUGGAAACCAAACACUUUAUUGAAAAGCAAGAAGCUGAAGAGAGAAAACUCCUGCGAAUAAUUGCUGAGGCUGACGGGGAGAGGUUGAGACAGAAGAAGGAAUUAGACCAGGUCAUCAGCGAGAGAGAUAUCCUGGGGUCUCAGCUUGUUCGGCGCAAUGACGAGUUAGCUUUGCUCUAUGAGAAGAUCAAGAUCCAGCAGUCUGUGCUGAAUAAAGGGGAGAGCCAGUACAACCAGAGGUUGGAGGACAUGAGAAUCCUCAAACUUGAGAUCAAGAAGCUUCGCCGGGAAAAGGGGAUUCUUGCCAGGAGUGUGGCUAAUGUUGAAGAACUCAGACAGGAGUUUUUUCACAUGCAAAGAGAAUUCUUGAAGGAGAGGACACGCUGCCGAGCCUUGGAGGAGGAGCUGGAGAAUCCCAUGAAUGUGCACAGAUGGAGGAAGCUCGAGGCUAGCGACCCCAAUGCAUUUGAGCUGAUACAGAAAAUUCACACCCUGCAGAAGCGUCUCAUCAGCAAGACUGAAGAGGUGGUUGAAAAAGAGCUGCUCCUACAGGAAAAGGAGAAACUCUACAUGGAACUAAAGCACGUCUUGGCCCGCCAGCCUGGACCUGAGGCUGCGGAACAGCUGAAACUCUACCAACGCACGCUGCAUGACAAGAAGCAGCAGCUCAAAGUUUUGUCUUCAGAACUGAAUAUGUAUGAAGUACAGAGCAAAGAAUAUAAAUAUGAGGUAGAGAAACUUACCAAUGAGCUCCAGAAUUUAAAGAAGAAAUACCUCGCUCAGAAACGUAAAGAACAACUUCAAAAAAACAAGGACACAGCACCCAUGGAUAACACCUUCUUAAUGGUCAAACCAAAUGGCCCUGGUUUUACUGGGGGUGGAUUUCCUCUCGGGUCAACCAAGAUGAAGUUCUAACCUGAAGCUGCUGGCUGGGUCCAGUUGAACAGCUCAUGAAAUCUGCUCUGGGACAUUUUGGGGGAAUCUCAAAGUCCUUGGAUCAUAGAAUCGGUGCUGAGAAUCCAGGAUGGAAAGAAAUGCAGAACUAUUAUAGUCACAUACAUAUAAUAGGGAUGGUGUUUUGUCUGGUCCAUGUUGAUAUUAACAAGAUCAUAAUUCUCUGUGUUCAGUUAGGCUGACCUAUUGCAUGAAGCAAAUCUUUUGUUGCUACGCUAUUGAUUGAAAUGUACUAGACCUUAAUUUCUUUAUUACAGAUAUUGGUGUACUUGAAGGUUUUAUAUUUAAAAGUAUUUUUGAAAUGCAAUGCGUCCCCUCUCACCUUAUUAACAAGAAUCUAUUUUAAUUAUUCCUCAUUAACAAGUCAUUGCAUGAGAUGAGAAAGAAGGACAAACUCUCAAGAAUCUAAAAAGUGUUUUGAGAAUGAUUUCUAUGUGGAAUUUCUUUUCAGGCCUGGAGUAGGAAAAUCUAUUCCAAAGAGACACACUAAUAAAUACUUCAUCAUAAAAAAUAAAAAAGAAUCUUUGUAGACAUUUUGA